AUGGCAGCCGACGAUCUCACCAAGCAUCCCACCGCCGAUGAUGCGGAAGACAACAUCACAAAGCCCGUCAUCGGGCAGACAAUAACGACAGCCCACGCCAUCCAGGCUGAGCACGAGCUCACCUUCACCCAGGCAUGUCACCUUUACCCGAAGGCCAUCUUCUGGAGCGCCUUCGUCUCGCUGGGCGUCAUCAUGCUGGCCUUUGACCCCCAGCUCCUCGGCAACCUGUACGCCACGCCGCAGUUCCAGCGCGACUUUGGCUACCCCUACGAAGACGGCUACAUCAUCUCGGCGGCCUGGCAGACGGGGCUGUCGAUGGGCAACCCGGUGGGCCAGGUGGUCGGCGCCCUAUUCGCCGCGUACCCGAUGGACCUGUUCGGGCGCAAGUGGACCUUCGCCGCCUGCGUCGCCCUGACGGGCGCGCUCGUCUUCAUCCAGUUCUUCGCCCGCAGCCUGGCCGUGCUGCUGGUCGGCGAGCUGCUGGGCGGCCUGGUGCUGGGGUGCUACGUGGUCAUCGCGCCCGCGUACGCCAGCGAGGUGUGCCCCGUCGCGCUGCGGGGCCACCUCACCAGCUACGUCAACCUGUGCUUCGUCAUGGGCCAGCUCAUCGCCAACGGCGUCACGGCCGGCACGCAGACCAUGGACGACCACUGGGCCUACAGCCUGCCCUUCGCGCUGCAGUGGUUCUGGGUCGCCGUCAUCCUGCCGGGCCUGUUCUUCGUGCCUGAGAGCCCGUGGUGGCUGGUGCGCCAGGGCCGGAGGGAGGAGGCGGAGAUCUCGCUGCGGAGGCUGGCGAGCGACAAGGUCGAUGUCGCGGCCACGCUGGCCAUGAUCGAGGAGACGGACCGGCUCGAGAUGGAGAUCGAGGCGGGCAGCACCUACUGGGACUGCUUCCGUGGCGUGAACUUAAGGCGGACUGAGAUCAGCUGUGGUGUUUAUUGCACUCAGGUUCUGAGUGGUAUUUAUCUCAUCAACUAUGGCACUUACUUCUUCCAGCUCGCUGGCUUACCCACCAGCAUGGCUUUUGGGAUGGGUAUCGUGUUCUUGGCUGUCGGCUUCGUCGGAACAAUCCUCUCCUGGUUCCUCAUUGUCCGCAUAGGCCGCCGCGCCAUCUACCUGGUUGGUCUCGGCGCCCUUGUGUUCCUCAUGCUCCUGAUUGGCAUCCUCGACUGCGUCCCCGGCCGCCCCAGUGGCGUUGCUUGGGCCGAGUCCUCGCUCAUGAUCGUCUGGAACUUUGCCUUCGACCUCUCCGUCGGCCCCAUCUGCUUCAUCAUCAUCUCAGAGGCAUCGGCCACCCGCGUGCGGUCCAAGUCCAUCGCGGUGGCCACUGCUGCCCAGGCCAUUGUUGGAAUCAUCAUGACUGUGGGCAUCCCAUACAUGAUCAACCCAGACGAGGCCAACAUGCAGGGAAAGCUUGGAUUCUUCUUCGGAGGGUUAGCGGCAUUAUGUUUCGUCUGGGCAUAUUAUCGUAUCCCUGAGACCAUGGGCCGGACAUUUGAGGAGCUGGAUCUGUUGUUUGACCGCAAGGUGCCUGCCAGGCAAUUCAAGAACUACCAGAUUGACUUGGUAGAGACAUGA
This is a messenger RNA of Diaporthe amygdali, 1578 nucleotides long. Its product is annotated as sugar porter family MFS transporter. The transcript has 2 exons. Gene Ontology annotation, cellular component: membrane. Gene Ontology annotation, biological process: transmembrane transport; carbohydrate transport. Gene Ontology annotation, molecular function: carbohydrate:proton symporter activity. Lineage: Eukaryota; Fungi; Ascomycota; Sordariomycetes; Diaporthales; Diaporthaceae. The record is from RefSeq and is a predicted model, not a curated record. Bases 1 to 1578 code for a protein of 525 amino acids.